Messenger RNA from Mycena citricolor, 454 nucleotides. The record is from the annotation of a GenBank genome assembly. NCBI's taxonomy places the organism in Eukaryota, Fungi, Basidiomycota, Agaricomycetes, Agaricales, Mycenaceae.
UAGUGACGUCGCUCUUGCAGGCGCCAGUACUUAUAACUUCGAGGCUGAGAAGGAAUCUCCAAGAUUUGAAAUGCCAGCGCGGACCUUCUACGUCGACGUGGCAACGUCUGAUGAGAAUUCAAAUGUUCAACGAGGUUCAGUGAGCGCUUCACGAGCUCCUCCAAAUUGAAUGAGCACGUUCUGCACAAAAAACGACAAUCUCUCAGCCGGUCUCAGAAUCCGGAAUUUGGCCGCCAGUAUCACUAAUUAUUGACGGUCCAUUAGAGCCCUUUCCCUCGCUUGCUCGCCACGGCCUACAACUGCCGAACAGAGUCAGACUCGUGGAUACAGCCAGCUCAUCAUGGAGCCAUCCCUGGCUUCAAGUGUGCUUGCUUCCCGAGAAUUCUACCGAUCAUCCAUCUCGGGAGCUAGGUACGGUUUUAGAGGCCAAUCUCCGAGUGUGGGUAGCCAGCCC